AGGGCGCAGACAGGAUGGCGAUGACAGCAGAAGACUACGCCCGUAUCGCUAGGGAGGUCGAAGCUGCACUGGAGGAAGCCGCCAAAGAAGGCUCUCCUGUCAGCUUUGACCGGCCACAUGCUGACAAGAAUCAGAAUCGGCCAGAAGGCUGCUCGGGGAAAAAAGAACGGGCCAUGCGGAAGGAACAGAUGCGCGAGUACCAGGAGAUGGAUCGCAUAGGAAACCUUGAGAGCAAGGAGCGCGACGCAGGCUUGGGCGAUGGAGAUUCAUGGGCGAUUCAAAGAAGUGACUGCGCAUCGCGCCAAGCCCACCUCGGAGUACAAUACCGCUGGGGCUGAUCGGACUCCGAUCAGCAAAGUCUUCAAGUGAAGGGACCGUGAAGCGGCGCUCCGUUGAUGUUACGGUGCCCACAAUGCGUGUCUUCUGACGACAUCAUGUCUGAGUUGAGGCUUGAUUUCG
This is a messenger RNA of Cladocopium goreaui, 459 nucleotides long. Lineage: Eukaryota; Dinophyceae; Suessiales; Symbiodiniaceae. The record is from the annotation of a GenBank genome assembly.